ACAUACCUGGUCGCUGUGUUAAUCUGACAACACUUCUACCAUCAACGGUUCAGGUGGACGCUACACUCUCAGAGCUCAUCUUCAGUAACUUUGGACUCGAUCCAGCAAAAUGAAGGUUAUUGCGUGUCUGCUUCUUGUGGCCUUCAUCUAUUGUGUUGGCCAUGUGGCGUCCCUACAGUGCUACGCGUGCACAGGUAUGGGGACAGGUACUGACUACGACAACUGUCUCAACAAGAUGGACACCUGGAACCUGACGACCUGCCCUGCUAACACCACCAACUGCUUUUCUGUGAAGUUGAUGCUGAACUCAACCUACCAACUGUACGGUCGCGGCUGCGCGAGGCAGAGUCAGUGUUCCACAUCAAAACUCACCAACGCCACCGCUGCCUGCCUGGCCGUCGGAGCCAGUGAUACCAGCAGUUGUACAAUUACCUCUUCGAGGUGCUGUACCUCUGACAAGUGUAACGGGGGGACGGCUGUCCUGCCACAGGUUACGAUGAUAUCAGCUCUGAUCGCCGUGUCUCUGGCCGCAGUGCUACAAUGAGACCAGGCUCUGGUGGUUCCUCGACCCCCCCCCCCUCCUGAGUUGUGUAUCGGGCAUUUACAGUUUGACACAAUUGUUUCGUCAAGCUUAAGUCAGGUCUACACUUUCGACUCUUGGCAAAAUUUUAAAUUCUUUCCGUCUGGAUUUGAGUCAAAAUUAGACUGCAGAAAUGAGUCAAAAUUAAAGAAAACUGCUGAAAUGGGUCAAAAUGAAAGAAAACUGCUAAAAUGAAAUGUCAAAAUUAAAGAAAGAAGAAAAUUGUGUCAUUCUGAAAGAUUACUUUUGCUUAUGAAGGGACCGUUUUAUUAAGAACCGUCUCUGAGGCUUUGAAGUAGUCUUUGUCCUGGAUGUCAUUAUGGCCGUCAAUUUUUUGCAAAAUUCAAAACAGGAUUCUGAUUGGUCAAACUUGCAAAUACGUCAGUGUUCAGCGCUUUUCUGAUUGGUGAAAUAGAUACAAAAUCUCUUGAAGGCCAUGAUGACAUCACAAUGCAAUUACAUUGGAUGUUAUAUCUUAUAUGUAGGUCGAAUGUGUGUAGUAUGACGUUGAUGACGUGUAAUAGUGUGAAUCUUUGACAUUUUGUGCACGUAUAUACGUAGUUUAACAGGAUAACAACGAGUACCCGCUAAGC
This is a messenger RNA of Branchiostoma belcheri (Belcher's lancelet), 1173 nucleotides long. RefSeq names its product prostate stem cell antigen-like. NCBI's taxonomy places the organism in Eukaryota, Metazoa, Chordata, Leptocardii, Amphioxiformes, Branchiostomatidae. The transcript has 5 exons. The coding region runs from base 110 to 544 and encodes 144 amino acids. The record is from RefSeq and is a predicted model, not a curated record.